Messenger RNA from Larimichthys crocea (large yellow croaker), 502 nucleotides. RefSeq names its product histone H2A. NCBI's taxonomy places the organism in Eukaryota, Metazoa, Chordata, Actinopteri, Sciaenidae. The record is from RefSeq and is a predicted model, not a curated record. Gene Ontology annotation, molecular function: structural constituent of chromatin; DNA binding; protein heterodimerization activity. Gene Ontology annotation, cellular component: nucleosome. The transcript has a single exon. The coding region runs from base 40 to 423 and encodes 127 amino acids.
CAUACUUUCGAGUAACUCGUCAACUACGUUGAUAACAAAAUGUCUGGACGUGGUAAAGGAGGCAAAGUUAAGGCUAAGGCCAAGAGCCGUUCAUCUCGUGCUGGGCUUCAGUUCCCAGUGGGUCGUGUUCAUAGGCUGCUCAGGAAGGGAAACUAUGCCCAGCGUGUCGGCGCCGGCGCUCCCGUCUACCUGGCUGCAGUGCUCGAGUACUUGACCGCUGAGAUCCUGGAGUUGGCCGGCAACGCUGCCCGCGACAACAAGAAGACCAGGAUCAUCCCCCGUCACUUGCAGCUGGCUGUCCGCAACGACGAGGAGCUCAACAAGCUGCUCGGCGGAGUCACCAUCGCUCAGGGUGGUGUGCUGCCCAACAUCCAGGCUGUCCUGCUGCCCAAGAAGACCGAGAAGCCCGCCAAGGCCAAGUAAAAGCCUUCACCCGAAACAACACAAAAGGCUCUUUUAAGAGCCACCCACUUCAAACUAAAGGCUAACUCUCUUAUACACA